UCUAUCCUAAUCCGUUUCCUCCCAGAUCAUCUCGGGGGAUGUACCAUGGAAGGAGAAGAAUUCGGUUCAAAUCUGCAUCGCGCUGUCGCAAAAAGCCGAACAUCCGCGUCCCGACAACAUCCUUGACUAUCACUGGACAUCAAUCCAAAAAUGCUGGUCUUGGGAUGCGCGGAAUCGCCCGGAUGCUAUGGAAGUCAUUGAAUGCAUUACACCGAAGAACAUCAUCAUUUUCGGGGAACGUGGCGCUGGGAAGAGCUCCGUCAUCAACCUCCUAGCAGGUAGGAAGGUCGCUGAGACCUCGUCAGACCAGGACAGUCUUACAUUGCAUUACGACGCAUAUGGUACCACCAUCGACGGCAUACCGUAUCGCGUCUAUGAUACUACUGGGUUCGAUGACUACCGCACGAACCCUAGCGGAUUCCUUUACGCUAUCACCAAUGCUCACAAGUUGGCUAAGGAGCUCCGUGAGAAAGGAGGAGUCAAUCUGCUGUUGUACUGCAUCAAGGGGGACUUAAUACCACCAACAUUCAUCACUAACUACAGGCUCCUCUAUGAGCUUCUCUUUGAGGAGAAGGUACCAGUCGCGCUCAUCGCCACUCACCUAGAGAGAGAGGAUCACAUGGACGAUUGGUACACACGCAACAAGGGAUGGUUCGAGCGUCAGGCGGUCAAACAUGUCGAUCAUGCUUGUAUCACUACAGCGGACAAUCCGGACCCGAAGUGCACGGAGAAGUACGAAAUGUCCAGAACAGAAGUGGGCAAAUUGAUCAGUCGACAAGCACAACACUGGAAUAGAGGGGAUUGGUCGCAUGCGAGGGCCGUUGAGGCAGAUGACUCCUCAAUCGGGCAAGCAAGCAAAGCAGACGUUCUUAGAGUCCUCAUGAAGCGCUGCGGGUUGGGGGAAAGCUUAGCAAAGGUCGUGAUUCGAAAUCUUGCUCCUAACAUGGUUCAAAGCAGUGUCCGGACCAUUCCUCCUGAAAUGGCUGAAAGCACUAUUCGGACCAUCCGUUCUGAAAUGACUGAAAGCACUAUCCAGACCACCCCUCCUGAAAUAGUUGACAGCACUAUCCAGAUCACCCCUCCUGAAAUGGUUGAAAGCACUAUCCGGACCAUCCGUCCUGAGAUGUCCGAAAGCACUAUACAGACCACUCCUCCUGAUAUAGCUGACAGCACUGUUCAGGCUGUCCCUCCUGAAGCGGUUACAAGGACCGAGCCCGACACAACCUUUAGUAUGCCCGAUACCCCCAUACCGGAGGGACUGCAGGUGGUUAAGUACCACAGUCCUCCUAAACGGAACAAAAGUAUUGUAAUAUUUGGGGCGGGAGCAGCAGGAAAAAGCGCACUUGUCAACCUCAUGGCAGGCGAAAAUGUGGCGACGACAUCUAGUGACGUGAUUGUUUGUACGCAGCAUUGGGAAGAGUAUCCCAUCAGCUUCGCCGGCGAGUCUUAUAGUGUCUUCGACACCAUGGGAAUCGAUGAACCGCAGAUUGGAAUUCCACAGUACCUCGAUGCUGUCGAAAACGCCUAUCAGCUCAUCAAGAUGCUAGACGAAGAAGGCGGCAUUGAUCUUCUUCUAUUCUGUAUGCGCGCCGGCAGACUCACCGCUACGCAUCGGAGCAUCUACCGGCUCUUUAACGAAUUCCUGUGCGAGAAGAAGGUUCCUGUUGUUCUUGUGUUCACACACCUCGAAAUUGAGCCAGGGGGGAUGGAGAACUACUGGGAGAGAAACCGCAACACCUUCGAAAAAUACCUGAGCCCGAUCGCCGGUCAUGCGUGCAUCACCGCCACUAGAGGAAAUUCCCCGCAACGUUAUGAAGAAUCACGCACUACGAUCCGGAAUGUUGUUCAGCGAUUGACCGCUGACAGGCAGAGGGAUACCUUGUUCGCGUCGUUGAUACGUAAGCCGAAGGAGUUACUUGCCGGGGGUCCGCUUGUGAAAAGGAAGGAUCUUGUCCCUCUUCUCACAAAGCGUUGUGGUAUAUCUCCAGACAUCGCAAAACGGUUGGCUGAUAGAAUCAGGCAAGACGUAGGUUGAUGAUUUCAACCAUGCCUUAUGCUCACCCGAUUGUAAUUGUAGACUUAGUCUUUAUCGAGGAUAUGUUGCACAUCUGAGUUGAUACUAAUACAUAAUUC
Messenger RNA from Suillus subaureus, 2133 nucleotides. RefSeq lists its product as uncharacterized. Bases 188 to 2035 code for a protein of 615 amino acids. NCBI's taxonomy places the organism in Eukaryota, Fungi, Basidiomycota, Agaricomycetes, Boletales, Suillaceae. The record is from RefSeq and is a predicted model, not a curated record. Gene Ontology annotation, molecular function: GTP binding. The transcript is spliced from 10 exons.